Messenger RNA from Capronia epimyces CBS 606.96, 2043 nucleotides. RefSeq lists its product as uncharacterized. Gene Ontology annotation, biological process: transmembrane transport; basic amino acid transport. Bases 1 to 2043 code for a protein of 680 amino acids. NCBI's taxonomy places the organism in Eukaryota, Fungi, Ascomycota, Eurotiomycetes, Chaetothyriales, Herpotrichiellaceae. Gene Ontology annotation, cellular component: fungal-type vacuole membrane. The transcript is spliced from 2 exons. The record is from RefSeq and is a predicted model, not a curated record. Gene Ontology annotation, molecular function: basic amino acid transmembrane transporter activity.
AUGCCAAGCCAGACCAAGGACAAACGACCACUGCCAGUGAUCGACCCGGCCGCAACACAAGGCCUGAACUCCCUCGGUGAGCCGGGCCUCGAAGAACACCAUGCUCAUCCACCCACCGAAACCACAGGUCUUCUGGCCAGGCCCCAUGAUUCCAGCAAUGGUGCCAGCGAGAAACCGGCCAACGUCCACUACCGCAACAUUUCGGGCCCCCGCUUCUUCUUCCUCUUCGGCAGCAUCACGUUUGGCUCGACCAUUGCCUUCUUCGACAGCACCUUGAUGGCGUCGGCCCAUCCCGUCAUCACGUCCUACUUCCAUGCCUCCAACGCAGCGUCGUGGGUCAGCACUGUCUUUUACUUGACAUCCACCGUCUUUCAGCCACUCUACGGCCGCUUGUCUGACACCAUUGGCCGGCGCCCGGUGUACUUGGUCGCCAUCGUAUUGUUCUUCGCGAGCACGGUAUGGUGCGGCGCGGCGGCUGACAUAGGCAGUUUUAUUGCUGCCCGUGCCGCCUGUGGAUUGGGUGCCGGCGGUGUCAUUGCCUUGUCCGGCAUCCUGACCAGUGAUGUGGUCAAGAUCGAAUAUCGAGGCAUCUAUCAGAGUUACUUCAACAUGGCGUACGGUGUGGGAAACGGACUCGGUGCAGCAUUGGGCGGGUUUCUCUGCGAUCACUUUGGCUGGCGUGCAGCCUUCUACUUGCAGCUUCCAUUUAUCUUUAUCUUCGGCUUGCUCGCCUUCUGGUCAUGUCCGGACGACCUGGGACCUAAUCUCUCCCGAACUCAGGGCAAGACCAUCCGGCAGGCAUUCCAAAACUUCGACACUCUCGGAGCCAUCGCCCUGUCCGUGACAGUCGCCUGCAUAAUCCUCGGGGUCAACCUCGGCGGCAACGUCUUUACCUGGGGCCACCCCCUAGUGGUGAGCAGCUUGGUUCUGUCCGCCGUCGCAGCGGUCUCUUUGUUUCUCGUCGAACGAAAAGCCCCAUUGCCCAUCCUCCCAUUGAAGCUCGUCAUGACUGUCCCCACGGGGAACCUCAUGUGGUCCAACUUCUUUGGCGCCAUCGCCUCCAAUACCAUUCUCUUCAAUGUUCCGCUGUACCUGCAGGCGGUCCGGCAAACGUCGCCCACCGCAUCCGGUCUGUUUUUGGUCUCGCCUCUGAUCGGUGUCAGCGUCACGGCGGUCCUGGUGGGCUUUUACAUCACCGCCACGCGCCGAAUGAAGCCGCCCAUGACGGUGGGGACGUUUUUCAUGCUCGCCGGCUCCAUUCUGGUGGCAUGCCUCAGGGCCGACACGCCCAUGUGGUCGGUUCCCCUUCUCAUUCCGUUUUGCUCCAUUGGACAAGGCUUCUUCUUCCCGGCCACCAUCAUUGCCGUUCUCGCGCUGCAUGCCCAGGAUGAGCAGGCCGUGGUGACGACGUCGCUAGGUCUGUUACGCAACAUGGGUUCCAUCAUGGGCGUCGCCAUCAGCAGCUGGAUCCUGCAGAACGCACUGCUCGUCUACCUCCACCGCACCGUCACGGCCGCGGACGAGGCGACCAAGGAAGAAAUCAUCCGCACAGUGCGCGAGUCGGUUCGGUCCAUCUCGACCUUAGACCCCUUGCAUAAGGGACAGGUGAUCGAUGCCUACGCGCGGAGUCUGCGUCUGACCUUCAGCGCGGGCAUUGUCUUCACUUUGCUGGCCAUCUGUCUUGUAUGGCCCAUCCGUCUGCCGGGGCUUCAGAGACAAGAAGACGUCGACAGACAAACCCCGGGCGGCCUGUUUGCGCCUAUCGAGGAAGAAGGUCUCGUUUAUGUUGACGAGGCUGAAGACGAGGACAGUGAAGACAGUGACCGCGACGACGACGAAUCCGGAGACAGGGACGAUGACGUGGACGAUGAGGCUGAAGAUCAGACGGACGGGGGUUCUCUGGGAGUCACACGGACCAUGUCGUCCCUUCACCGUACAGCCACGAACCGGAGCUCCCGCGCGACCGGGUCGUCGGCCAGAACGAUAGUCAGAGCGAGGGCGCGCGAUUCGGAGAGACGGCCGAGUUUCGACAUGAGUUUCUAG